Molecule: messenger RNA, 3382 nt
Organism: Oldenlandia corymbosa var. corymbosa
Lineage: Eukaryota; Viridiplantae; Streptophyta; Magnoliopsida; Gentianales; Rubiaceae
Source: the annotation of a GenBank genome assembly
AAAGAAGUUCUCCCACUUUAUCCCCGGAAUCAUUGAUUCAGCUCCCAAGGCCAACACACACACACACACACACACACACCAACUUUUUUCCUUCACUCUCCUCAACCUAGGGUUUUCUUUCUUGCCCUUUUUCCAUCUUCAGAAGUUAAUUAAUAUUUUGUGAACAGCAAAGAUACCUUAUAAAGCAUCUUUGGAACUGAAUUAAAGGUUGUAAAGGCUGUUUGCUCAUUUAUUUGUUUAUUUUGUACUUUUUAUUCUCCUGGUGGGGAUAAGGAUUUCUAAAUUUGGAGGCCUGGACUUCAUUGGAUGAGAAAUGAUCUGAGAAUCUACAUUUUUCCAGUUGGGCUCUUGCUUGAGGUGCUAGCAUGAGGAUUACUUGAUCUGUUAGUUGUUUUGGUUGCAAGUCUCCAUGUUGCCAGAGGGUUAGUAGCGUUAUGGAUAGCGUGAAGACUGUUACACGUCUUAAGGGUCCUUUGUGCCAGCAGUUCCUCCUUUUUGCCAUUUGGUGGUCUAGCUUUCAGGAAGUAGUGGCUUUUCAGACACCACCUGAAGUUAGGUACAUCUAUGCCAAGUCAGAAUCUGGUAGCCCACCCACUACAGGACUAUUUGAACCCAUAGAAAUAUCACCUGCUGUUUUUCCACAUUAUCCUAUUUCUGGAGAUCCACUCCCACCAAUGUACCCCUUUUAUCCGACUACGUAUGAUCCAGUCUUGACCGGAAGGUGUCCUGUGAAUUUCUCUGUCAUCUCAAGUAUCUCGGAGAAAACUGCGGCAGAUUGUUCCCAACCUUUAGCUGCAAUUGUAGGGAAUGUUAUAUGCUGUCCACAAUUGAGUAGCUUACUGCAUGUAUUCCAAGGAUUCUACAGCACAAACUCUAGUAAUUUAGUUUUGGAAGAUGCUGUUGCUGAUGAUUGUUUUAAAGAUAUCAUCAGUAUAUUAGCCAGUAGAGGCGCAAACAGCUCACUUCCUGCCAUCUGCUCUGCGAACUCAACAAAUCUCACUGGUGGCUCUUGCCCUGUAAAGGAUGUAGCUACUUUCGAGAAAACAGUGAACACUAGCAAAUUAUUGGAAGCUUGUACCACAGUAGACCAACUAAAAGAGUGUUGCCGACCAAUCUGUCAACCUGCCAUUAUGGAGGCUGCAGUACAGAUCUCAGGGCUACAAUCUGUGAUGACUGAUAACAAAAAUGCUGCUGGUGCUCUAUCAAGUGUUGACACUGUUAAUGACUGCAAAAGUGUUGUCUAUUCCUGGCUUUCAAGGAAACUCCCGUUCGAUACAGCUAAUUCUGUAUUCCGGAUGCUGUCUGCCUGCAAAGUUAAUAAAGUUUGUCCUCUUAAUUUUACAAAGCCAACAGAAGUGAUUGAAGCGUGCCGAAAUGUAGCUGCCCCAAGUCCUUCAUGUUGCAGUUCUUUAAAUACGUACAUAGUUGGAUUACAAAGGCAAAUGUUGAUCACAAAUCGGCAAGCAAUAAUAUGCUCAACUGUUUUUGGAUCCAUGCUACAAAAGGCUGGUGUCAUGACUAAUGUUUAUGAGCUUUGUGAUGUUGAUUUGAAAGAUUUCAGUGUUCAAGCAUAUGGACAAGAAGUUGCAGGGUGCUUGCUUCGAAGCUUUCCUGCAGAUUUGGUCUAUGACAAUUCGACAGGUUUCAGCUUUACCUGUGACCUCAGUGAUAAUAUUGUUGCGCCAUGGCCUUCAUCAUCCUCUGUCACAUCAUUAUCUCUUUGUGCACCUGAGAUGUCCUUACCAGCGCUACCUACAUCGGAGACCUUGCAUAAUAUGGGUAUGUCUUUUUGGUUCCACUCAAUAUUUAAAUGCUUCGAUGUUGUAUGUGGCCCGGUUGCCAUGUCAACAAGCCAGCACCAAAAGCUGGAUGGUCUCUGAGAUAGUUAAGAUCUUGGCUGCAUAAUGCAAAACUUUAUCUUGGGUCAAUAGGAUACGUUUCACUCUUAUCUUGCUCAAGUACAUCAUGAAAAGUUGAGCAUUUUAAUCUACUUGUGGCACAAUAUGAGCGUGUAUUGCUUUUUGGUACCACUAAAUAUUUAUUUGAAAUGAAUCAAUGUUGUAUGUGGUCUUGUUGCCAUUUGAUAAUACGCCAAAAAGCCAGCAUUCAAGCUACAUAGUUUUCUAAGGUGUUGAAGAAUUUUGCUGUUUAAUGCCUUUCUGCAGGAUUACCAGGAUAGUUUUCCCUCAAAUUUUUGCUCCAGUGUAGUAUGGGAUCUUGUGCAUUGUAAUCCACUUAGUUAUUCUGCAGUACAUGAUUCUUUCCUGAAGAUAUACUCUGUUGGCUUUACUUCUCUGUUGUAGUUUAUUUUAUCUCAAAAUUCUCUCUUUCUGUAUUUUCCUAAAAAUUUUUAGCACAUCUUGGAGUACUAAAUUGUAUUUUACCUAGUCACAGAGAAAAUCACAUGGAAGAUUACUGUAUUGAAUGUUUUCUGAUGUAGUACAUAGGUAAAUUUCUUGAGUAUGUGCUGUAUGAAAAUGUUAUAAGUUACCUUAAUUGCUUGAGAGAAGAUAUGAUGGGUGUGGUAGAGAAGAUUGUGUGCAUUUAUCUGUGUACAAAAGAAAAAGGACAUCGUUCCCUGGUUGUUAGUUUUAGGACCUGCAGCAUCACCUGACCUUUGUGCAUUUUCUGUCUGCUAUCAUCUGGCGGCUGGCAACGUUCUUUAUCAACAAUUUAUGUGCCUGAAAAGUCUUUUGCUUUUGCUGCUGUGUUUGUUUUGAUCCACAAUAUUUUCUUGGAGGAUUUUAUCUUGGUUCAUGUUAAUCUCAUUUUUUAUGUUGAAUAUGCUGUGAUAUCAGAGACUGAGGUUUUAUGAGAUAUGAAAUGGUCGUCCAGAGUUUUAAUUUCAUUAGCUUUUCUUCUACGUCAUCAUUAUGCCAGUUUGAAACUGAUAAAGAAUCAUUGUCAUGGUGUCCUGCAUCAGUUACUACAUUGUUUAUGCUUUCCGCUUAGUAUUUAUUGUCAUUUUUUCAAUUGGAAACUUAUACAAUGGUAUGGUGUCAUCCUAUCAUGCAGGCUGCCGUCAUCUAUGGUUGGAUCAUGUCGUAACCAUUCUUUUGUUUUUUGUGUUGAGUAUUGCAUUGUACUAAAAAUUUCAAUAUUCUGGGUAGUAUUUAGUGAGGAGGUGGUUUGUUGUAGAGGGUCUCAGUUCAAAGACCAGGUUUGGAUGUCAUGUAUAUCUUCUGAACGCUUUCUUUUGGUGAUGUAUAGUGCUUUUAUCUUUUUAGUUUUUGGGUUCCCUUGUCACAUCUUCCAUUUAGUUUUCUUAGCGCUCCGCCCUUUUGUAGUCUUUCCUCGAUCCGGCACUCCUGCUGUUGCAGAGUUGAAUUGCACAAAUCAUCUUUCACAUGUUAUGCUCAUCUAUUGUGCGAUUUUGGUAGGG